Tachysurus vachellii is the source of this 2587-nucleotide messenger RNA. It is a transcript of the gene tmpob, whose product is annotated as thymopoietin b. Bases 257 to 1363 code for a protein of 368 amino acids. The transcript has 7 exons. The record is from RefSeq and is a predicted model, not a curated record. Gene Ontology annotation, molecular function: DNA binding. NCBI's taxonomy places the organism in Eukaryota, Metazoa, Chordata, Actinopteri, Siluriformes, Bagridae.
UACAGACGUCUAGACGCUCAAAACCGAACCGGUUUGUUACGAAAGAAAACACACCGAAUCCAUUAUCGCGCUCUUUUAUGCGGCGGUUGGUCGUUUGCUCUGCACCAAUCCCGGAACGCGAUACUAAACCAAACUAGCCAAUAGGGGCUUGUUUUAUUCAAUGUGCCAGAUUGAGGCGCGCACGGGCCAUCGGGAUACAGCAAGCUAAACAGAGAUAAGCUGUGUCUACUUUGGUCUGGAAACAAGCCGGUAAAACAUGGCGGAUUUCCUCGAAGACCCGUCCGUUCUCACAAAGGACAAGCUAAAGAGCGAGCUGCUGGCGAACGACGUUCCUCUUCCCACCGGCGAGCACAGAAAGGACGUCUACGUCCAACUUUACCUCAAACACCUGACCGUCCUGAACAAGAAACACUCUCAGGCUGAUACUUUCUCCAGUGACGACGAAAUAACGCCGGUGAUCUCGAACAGAAGUCGAUCUGGGAAGAAAGCUACAAAAAAGACGGAUAAGAUUCGUAAAGAGGAGGAGGUGGAAGUCGCCAGUCUGACCGACAGAGACUUGACGGAUCAGUUACUGAAGUAUGGCAUCAAUCCUGGUCCUAUAGUCGCCUCAACUCGUAAACUUUAUGAGAAGAGACUUCAAAAGCUGUUAGAUCAACCUCCUUCAGAGACCACAUCCCCUGAACCUGAGACUGCAGUUCCAGAGUCAGUACCUGUGAAGGCAGACGGAAGUCAGAAUGGCAAAACACGUACGGUGGAGGAUCAGUACAGCGACAAGGAAGAAGAUGUUGAACCAGAGCCCGUUCCUGUAGCACCAAAACCUGUUAGAAGCCGAGGAAAAACACCAGUGACCACCAGGACAAGCAGCCGGCUCAGCAAUAAGCAGGUAGAGGAGACGAAAACAACUGAUGAGCAGUCAUUUACUGACAGAGGUGAUAUUUUAAAAGAAAUCUUCCCUAAUGAACCUGCAACACCCACAGGUAUUAGUGCUACCUGUCGGCGACCUAUUCAUGGGGCAGCUGGGCGUUCGGCGUUGCCGCUUGACCUCUGGCCAGAGGAGUCUUUUUUACACCAGCGUGUGUUCACAACCACCAAGUCAUCACUCACACACACUCACAGCACUCCAUCUCAUGCACCAUCAAUCUCAUCUCCUCAAUCUGAGCUGCGUCCACACCGUCGCUCCUUUUCCAUCUGGCUCAAACUGCUGGUGUUCCUUUUGCUGGCUGCCUCACUUUACUAUGUCUUUCAGAAUGUGAGCAAUGAGCAGAUCGACUCCUGCGUGCUCUUCUUACAGGACAGGGUGGUCACGCCCUUCCUUAGUGCAAUUGGUGUUAUCAGCCAGGAGGAGAAUUCUGGGAGCAAGUGAAUACAUGUUCUCCCAGUGUUGCAUGAGCUGUCUUGAUUCUCAGACUUGAGCCACAUCCCCAUCUGAUAGAUUGGAGGAUCAACAUAUUGGCAGGGUUUGUGCUUAUAAUUAUUUCUGUCCAACUUUUAAGUCAUGUCCAUUUGUGUGUUUUUAUUAGUCUUUAAACUGUGUGAACUGUGUUUUCACCUUGCCUUUUUUACUGUUUUGUAGCAGGUUAUAAGAACAGGAAGAAAUAGUGAUUUUUGUAGCCUUGUAUCAUGAAACAAUUGCCACUGUAUGGUUCCUGUAGUCCAUUUAGACAAACUACAUGACAAAAUUGUUUUAGAUAACAACAAAAUGCUUUUCUACAGGGCAUUAGUAUGUGUUAAUUACAGGCAUUGAAACUCAUCACAAUGUGAGUUUAAAAAAAACUGGGGCAUGCUAAAGAGUACUAUUUUGUGUGCAGUGGAAUUUUAGUAAAGAUUAUUGUAUGUAAAUAUUUUUUGCUGUGCUGAUUACUAUCGUUAUCAGGAUAGCAAAGAUAUCUUUGUUGGUAAUUGUAUCUUUUUGUUUCUGUUCGUUUGUAUAGUAGCAUGGAAAUGUGCCCAAACUACUAGACUACCUGAUCAGUUAUGCAGUUUGCUUUUAGUGCCACUUGUGCUGAUUCUACAUCAGACCCUGUUUCACACUUCUACACACUCUGCCAUCUUUUUUGUGACUUUUAUUCACUGAUGAAUCACUGGUUUUGUGUUGGUUGACGACUUGAGUAUGUUAUCUAUGUUACGUGAAAGUAUACUUUGUCGUCUUAACACAAACUUUAUCCACCUUCAGAAAGUCACGUUUGUGUCUGUUGGACAAACAUGAAGUAGUGUAGAACAUUUUUAGUUGAAAUAAAUACAUUCAGUAUAAACUUUUUUUUGUAUUUUACUAUAUGGAUUCAAAAAUGUCUGAGUUUUUAACUGCAAUAUUUUUCUAAUGUUUUUUUUUCUUCUUCUAAAAAUACCUUUUUAAAGACAAGUAACCAUAGCUCUUUGGAAUGGUAUGUGCCAGUGAGUUACAGCAAACAUGUAAGUUUAAACCUGCUGUCUGAAAGGCAGAAAGUGUUUUUAAAAAUGGAAAUAAAUUUUGCACUUUGUCACAGGGCAGCUAAUAGGAUCUUAACGGUUAACUGUAACUUUCAUUCUGGAGUGUCUAUCUUUUGGUUAAAUACACAAUUGUGCAAAAUAAAAAAAAUAUAUAAAACAA